AUGUCAUCUGCCAAGGCGUCAGGAUCCGACGCGAAUGGUGGCGCGCGAUCGCACGAGCACAACCAGGGCAACCAAGACCGCAAGUACACAGUCGAGCAGAAGGCGGCCGUUCUCCGAAUUCGAAAAUGCGGAGCCACGGAUUUCUACGAGAUCUUGUCCGUUGAACGGUCGGCGACAGACAGUCAGAUCAAGAAGGCAUACCGGAAACAGUCUUUGUUGACACAUCCCGACAAGAACGGCUACGAUGGGUCCGAUGAGGCCUUCAAGAUGGUGUCGCGCGCCUUCCAGAUCCUUUCGGACGAAGAUAAAAAGUCUCGCUAUGAUAAGUUUGGAGGGGACCCCGAUAGCAGAUUUAACCCCGGCCCGAGUGCCUCCAGCGGCGCCUCGCCUUUCAGUGGAUUCAGCGGUGGUGGAUUCCCGCGAUCAGGAGGACGUGGCCCAGGUUUUGAGGAAGAAAUAUCACCUGAAGAGUUGUUCAAUCGAUUCUUCAGCGGUGGAUUUGGAGGAAUGGGUGGUGGCGGCUUUGGUGGUCCUGGUUUUGUGUUCAACAUGAACGGAGGCCCCGGAUUCCGUGUACACCAAUUUGGAGGCGCCCCCCGUCGCAGACCUGCUGCCAACGCCGCUGGACAGACACAAGGCAACAUGGACGGCUGGACUCUGCUCCGCCAGCUCGCCCCUCUUCUCAUUCUCUUCGUUCUCCCUCUUCUCUCCUCGCUCUUCUCCUCCUCACCCGCAGCUACACCAUCCUACCGAUUCGACAACGCGAAACCGCCACACACAAUGGGCCGCACCACACCCAACCUGAACCUUAAUUAUUUUGUGAAUCCGCUGGAAGUGGAUGACUUCAGCGCGCGGAGAUUCAAGCAACUGGACAAACAAGUCGAGACCGACCACGUGAGAACUCUCCGGUUUGAAUGCGAGAAUGAAGUGAAUCAACGGGAACGCAAGAUCCAAGAUGCCCAGGGCUGGUUCUUCCCGGACAUUGAGAAGAUGAAGGAGGCUCGAGCAAUGGAGCUUCCGAAUUGUCGACGAUUUGAGAAGUUGAGAGGGAGAUACUGA
Molecule: messenger RNA, 1059 nt
Organism: Penicillium waksmanii
Lineage: Eukaryota; Fungi; Ascomycota; Eurotiomycetes; Eurotiales; Aspergillaceae
Product: J domain-containing protein
Exons: 3
Coding region: 1-1059 (352 amino acids)
Biological process (GO): cellular response to misfolded protein
Cellular component (GO): endoplasmic reticulum membrane
Molecular function (GO): Hsp70 protein binding
Source: RefSeq, a predicted model, not a curated record